CUCCAACUAUCAAAGCUUGACUGUUCGGCCUGGAUAAAUAGACCUGGGCUGUAUCUAUUUAUGUUCAUCUUGUUCAGCAAAUAAAUUGUCAUUAACUAACAACAUCCGGAUUCGGAUUUACUGAUACACCGCCAGCCACCUUGCUAGGAUCGGAAUCCAAAACUGGUCACGUGUUGGGAGGCAGCUUCAUCUGGUCACAACACCCCUUGAGACCAACAAGAACAACAAGAAACAACAAUGCCGCCUCUUUCCCAAGCAGAUCAUGAAAACUCGAUAUCUUCAGCGAGCGAAAAUUCCCGAAUCGACAAUCUGCAUACUGAAGGUAGUCAUGACACCCCGUCCAACGACCCAAUUACUCCCAGCAAGCCACACAAGGCUCUUCUCCGCGGCUUUAUUACUCUGUCUGAGGCCGAAGAUGAAGAGGAUGAUAUGAGAGCAAGACUGCAAUAUGUGGAAAAGCGAGGGGAGUUUUAUACCGAAAUGAAGAAUAAGGAGGAGGACAUCAGAAGUAUUGUAGCUUCUCACUGCGGGUUGGCGAGCGCUGACUUGGUUCAUGUACCUGACAUGUUCGACGAGAAAAGAAUUCUGUGGAUACAUGGGAGCUUCAAUGUCUGUAUUCCAGUUUCUAUCAAACAGCCAGGGCGAUCCCUUCCAGCCAGGAUGGCAUUCCGGGUUCCCUUGCCGUAUAAAGUCGGUGAAGAGUUCUAUCCCGGAAAUUGCGAGGAAAAGUUACGAUCUGAGGCUGCAACAUAUAUCUGGAUCGGUGAGAAUUGCCCGGAUGUACCAAUUCCAACUCUACGAGGGUUCGGGGUUCCUGGUGGACUCAGCUUCUUCCAGUCUAAAUUCGUCACACCUUGGCAAAGGAUAAAGGCCUAUGUCUGGCGUCUUUUCCAUCGUCUAUAUGGGAGAACAAUACCCUGUGAUUACAUCCCCCAGAUGAGGACGACUUUCUUGGACUAUGGCUAUACCCUAGUUGAUUGGAUCGAGAGCGAGGAUGAGCAGAUGCUCUCUAACAUAUUCAAUCAGCCUCAUACCGAGGCACAAACGCAGAAUCUCUAUCGAGACAUGGCGAGGAUCAUCGUCUCACUUGCCAAGGUUCCACAGCCUCGAAUCGGUUCGUGGACUAUUAGCAAUGACGGCCAAUUAAGCUUGUCCAAUCGUCCCUUGUUCUGCCAUCUGCAACGACUAGAGAAUUGGAACAUUCCAAGUGGAAUAGCGCGGGAUACAACUUAUACAAGCGCUGACACUCUCCACCUGGAUUUGCUCGCUGGCCAUGACAAUCGCCUCCGGUAUCAAGGGAAUGCCGUCUUCAGUGAAGACGAUGCACGUCGUCAAGCUGUAGACUUGGUACUUAUGCGGGCGAGUCUCUCCCAGUUCACUGAUCGAUCUCUUCGCGACGGGCCAUUCGUGAUGCAUCUGACAGAUAUGCAUUCUAGUAACAUCUUCGUCGAUCAAGACUGGAAUAUCAAGCAUAUCAUCGAUCUAGAAUGGGCAUGCUCUCUACCCCUCGAGCAUCUGUUGGUUCCAUAUUGGCUAACAGGCAAGGGGGUCGAUCAACUUACUGGUCCAGAGUAUGAGCGAUUCGAGAAUUGCUACAGGCAAUUCACUAAUGCCAUUAGGCAAGAAGAGAUCAAUGCGCCGCUUUACUAUGAGGGCACGAUCUACUCUCUGGCUGCAACUAUGGAUCGCGCUUUGGAGCAGCGUCACUACUGGUACUUGAGUGCCUUGAAAUCUCCCAAGGGAUUAUUCAAUCUUUUUAGGGACCAACUGCAGUCCUUAUAUGAAGAACCGCCGCCUAAGGUGUCCCUGUGUGCAGCUGUGUCUCCUUUCUGGACGCCGGGAAUGAGUUCGUUUGUAAGUUCAAAGCUGAAAGAUUUCGCCCAGUAUAUCCAGGAAGUACGAGAUAUUUUCAAUAGUGAUAAGAGCGGGAAGGUAUAUAUACGAUAGGGAUCGAUCUGGGAUCAGAAUUCUGCAAACACCACUUGCUAUCUUCUAGUUCA
Molecule: messenger RNA, 2000 nt
Organism: Paecilomyces variotii
Lineage: Eukaryota; Fungi; Ascomycota; Eurotiomycetes; Eurotiales; Thermoascaceae
Exons: 2
Coding region: 238-1947 (569 amino acids)
Source: RefSeq, a predicted model, not a curated record